Molecule: messenger RNA, 1800 nt
Organism: Budorcas taxicolor (takin)
Lineage: Eukaryota; Metazoa; Chordata; Mammalia; Artiodactyla; Bovidae
Gene: C3H1orf94
Product: chromosome 3 C1orf94 homolog
Exons: 7
Coding region: 1-1800 (599 amino acids)
Source: RefSeq, a predicted model, not a curated record
AUGAGGUGUGGUGGAUGGUCACCCUGUCUUCGAGCCCUGGGUGGACAAAGGGGCUUCUGGAAAGAGAGGAAGAGGAUGGCCAGUGGCAAUGGGCUGGCUUCGUCCUCGGCCCUGGUGGCCAAGCGCCCCUCCGCCCUAGGCCCGUUCCCCAGAUACAUCUGGAUCCACCAGGACACACCCCAGGACAGCUUAGACAAGACUUGCCAUGAAAUCUGGAAGAGAGUUCAGGGCCUGCCAGAGGCCCUGCAGCCCAGGACCUCCAAGGAGCAGCUCUCUGCCCCCGUGGCUGGCACUCCGAGAGACGGGCUCAGCUUCCAAGAAGAGGCUCUGGAGCUCACCAGUGGCAAAGACGAGAUCUCCUUGUUGGUGGAGCAGGAGUUCUUGAGCCUCACCAAAGAGCACCUCAUCCUGGUCACCAAGAGCUCGGGGGAGCUGGAGGCACCCAGAAGCAAUGCUGAGGGGCCCAGACAGCCAGCCCCCUGCCUUCUCAUGCCUUCACUGGUGGCCAGCAGCAGUGAGCACCCAGGAGCCUCCGUCAUGGCUGGUGACAAGCUCCUGGAGCCGAAGGUGGCCAUGUCAGUCGUUGGCAGCCGGCCAGACUGUGAUUCUGCCACGUCUACGGUCACGGGCAUCCUGUGUGCUGCCAAGGUCAAGAGUGCCAAGGGGACAGAGGACAGGAGCCGCAGCCUGGGGGCCUCCAGCUCGGAGAUCAGCAAGCUCCUGGCUCAAUUCCCACUGAAGUCCACAGAAACGUCCAAGGCCCCCGACAGCAAGAUGGUGCUGGAGGAGACCAGGGUCAUCAAGGACUUCCUGCAGAGCAGCACGUUCAGUGGCCCUGGACCCAGAGAGCCCGCGGGGCUGGGCCCGUUCCUUCUGCUGCCUCCCCCGCCUCCGCCUGUGACUCCCAGCAAACUCCCCGAGCUCCCUGCUCAGAAGAAGCAGCUUCCAGUGUUCGCCAAGAUCUGCUCCAAGCCCGAGGCUGACCCCAUCAUGGAGGGGUACCAACUGAUGGAACGGAACCCAGGUGCCAAGGAGCUGACCAGGGGCCGAGAGAGCCUCUUUCUCAGCCAGUGGUCCCCGAGCCAGAAGGACACCUGUGGUGAGGAGGGUGGCAGUGACCCCACGGGUUCCAUGUCCAUGGCUUUGCCGGCCAAGAAGCCUGCCUGGCAGGCCGAGAAGAACCUGCUCUAUGAGUUCCUUGGGGCCACCAAGAACCCAAGCGGGCAGCUGAAACUUCGUGGCAAAGUGGAGGUGGACAGGCUGGAGCUGAAACUUAACCCACCUGUGACCGGGGCCGACAAGAACAACCUCAAGUACACAGGGAACGUGUUCACCCCACGCUUUGCCACUGCUUUGACCUCAGCAACGCUGAACCAGCCCCUCUGGCUCAACCUGAACUACGCACCUCCGCCCGUGUUCACAAACCCCUCCACCUUCCCCCAGUACCAGGGCCUGUAUCCUCAGCGGGCAGCCAGAAUGCCCUACCAGCAGACCCUGGGCCCCCAGGUGGGGUGUUACUCCAGACAGGUGACGCCAUACAACCCCCAGCAGAUGGGACAACAGAUUUUCCGCUCUUCCUACACCCCCCUGAUGAGCUACAUCCCCUUCGUCCAGCCCAACUAUCCGUACCCUCAGAGGACACCUCAGAAGCUGGCCAGCAAUCCCCGAGACCCUUCCCCCAUGGCAGGAGACGGGCCGCAGUACCUCUUCCCCCCGGCAUACGGGUUCGGCUCAACGUCCGGUGGGCCCCUGAUGAACAGCCCCUACUUUUCCUCCAGUGGGAAUGGCAUAAAUUUUUAG